GUUUAAGGUUCGCGUAUUUUACCCGGCACCCAAUCCAUCCUCCAAGCCACUAAGCCGUGUAACAGCCCAAGCGAGCGACCCCACAAAACACCACCUCUAUGUAAGCUCCCCCAUUCACCCACCUGUCAGCUACACACGACCAUCACCACCCGCACCCACCAUCACCAGCAGCAGCCACCCACGAUGUCCCGCCACGCCCGCAUCGAAGAGAUCGAAGACUCCGACCCGGAAGAAGUCGACAUUUCCAGCCUGGACGCGCCCGACCUUCCCAUCGCAGGGAGCACCUUCCAGCCCGGCCGCCACAUCGUCCCGCCGACACCUAGCAGCAGCGUUCCACGACGCGCCCCUUCCGCCCCUUCCGCCCCUUCCUCCGCCCCCCUAUCCUCAUCGAGCCUCCUCAGCCCAGACCUCCUCUCCAACCCCGCGGCUUUCCUCUCGCCAGGACAAACUCCCUACCUCCCCGCCUCGGCGGCCGCAGACUACAAGUCGUUCCAUUGCGUGUACCCGGUCUACUUCGACAGCACACGAACACGGGCGCAGGGGCGGCGGGUUGCGGCGUCCAAGGCGGUGGCGAGUCCGCUCGCACGCGAGAUUGCGGACGCAUGUGGUGCCCUCGGCCUGCAGACGGUGUUUGAACCCGGCAAGACACAUCCGAAGGAUUGGUGUAAUCCGGGACGCGUUAGGGUCCAGCUCGAGGGGGCGGGGAGGAAUAAGUUCUCGCUCCUCGACGCCAUCUCCGCGUACCUGCGCACGCACCCUACGGUGCCGUCAACGCCGCUAAAGCUCCGGAUCCCGAAUGUUCCGUACGACGGCAAGCCGCCCCCGGCGCCGAUCGUGCCGCGGGGCUGGAAGAUGGGCGCCAUCCUGCCGCUGCACAGUCCUGCGCUGCCAGGCCCCGGCGUCAGCGACGACGUGUUCAAGGAUAUGAUGGAGGAUAUGAUGGGCGGGAUGAUGGGUGGAGCUGGGGGUGCGGGAGGAGGAGGGGCGCAGGCGGCUCAGGCGGCGCAGGCUAUGGCCGCCCUUGGGGCGGCGCAGCAGCCAGCUGGGCAGGGAGAGAAGAGGGAGAAGAAGGAGAAGAAGAAGGGGAAGAGGUAGUGGGUUUGCCGCAGUAGGAAUUUGCUUCUUUCUCGGGCGUUGGGAGGUUGGUAAUGAGCGAAUAAACCAGUACAGUGCCCACCUGUAGACAUCGUACCCACUACAUACAUCACGGCUUCACAACGAGCGAGUAUCGAUACCAUCAACAGCAACAGUCUCCCCUCUCCCGAGUGAUCAUAACCCCCAUGGAUAAAAAUGCGGCAGGAGCUAUGUAAGGUACUUAGGAAUACAGACUUCAGACGGGGUACAACACCCCGCACGACAACGACACAAG
Molecule: messenger RNA, 1369 nt
Organism: Tricharina praecox
Lineage: Eukaryota; Fungi; Ascomycota; Pezizomycetes; Pezizales; Pyronemataceae
Product: signal recognition particle, SRP19 subunit
Exons: 2
Coding region: 184-1095 (303 amino acids)
Biological process (GO): SRP-dependent cotranslational protein targeting to membrane; SRP-dependent cotranslational protein targeting to membrane, signal sequence recognition
Cellular component (GO): signal recognition particle, endoplasmic reticulum targeting
Molecular function (GO): 7S RNA binding
Source: RefSeq, a predicted model, not a curated record